CUGAAAAAGAGCUAUACAGCUCAGUGGGCCUUACUUUUGUAAAAUAUAAAUAGUUUAUUUUUUUCAAUUGGGUGUACAGUGGAGGCAGGUGUAGCAAUAUUCCAUGUACCGUAUUCGAACCUGCCACAUCUAUGCUCCCCGCAUUCACCAACUUUCACUGACAAAUAUGGGGAAGUAUGGCCCAUUAAAUCCAGCACGGCAUGGGGAGGCACUCGUCAAGCAAUGGGUUGGCAAAGGGCUGAACAUUCAUUUUGUGCGCGUGUUUUACAUAUUUGUCAACAGUAUUGUAUUGCAAUGAAUGAUGCCAGUCGCUGUAUAUUGCUUCUUGUUUGUGCUUAUGCAUAUGCACAGUAUUGUUAAUGUAUUGUGUAGACUCCCACAUUGAGCCAUCUGUCUGUUGAGUCGUGUUUCUCACGCUAGAGGAUUUUAUUUCGACCGUUUGUAGGCGACAGGUUUUUUUUUUAGAGACGCAACAGCAAAAAGUCUAAUAUAUUUCUCUCUCGCGGCAGGCGCGUUCUUAUUUUUAAUAAGCGUAACAACCCUGGGAGUUAACGAAAGGGAGCGUCUCACACGGAGAGGAAGUCUUUUGCUAAAACAAAAACAACUCGCCACACAUGUCUGUCUGUCUGUGUGUUGUCAUUGUUGCGUGCGCUGCCAUUGGCUGCAUCCUUGCCAGCGCGACGGCUUCCCCUCCGCUCUCAUUGGAUGCCCGCCAGUGGUAUGUUUUAGAGAGGGCGGCGUUUUGAUUUUUAAUUGUAUUCCCUUGGCAUCUUCCGAAAGUCAUCAUCAUCCUCAUGUCAGCGCUCUGGACUGCUGGGAAGAGUGGACGCUGUUUUUGCAUAAUGUGGUCGUGUUUGUAGGUACGCUGAUCUUGCCAUUUUAGAGGGACGGAUGUUUGGAGACGUGCGUCCUCUUCUAGAAGAUGCCAUCAUCCAGCAGUGGAUUGCCCAUGGCUGAUCGUGGUGAUGAUGAUGAUGUAGGGCACUGUCGUUGUUUUUGAUUAUAACCAGUGAAAAUGUUUAGCGGCAUAUACUACGGUGUAAACGCACCCACAUUUCAAGUGUCGUUGAUUUAGCCACAGAUAUAUGCGCCCCCUUCUGGAAGAUGCCACUAAAAUGCCCCCCCCCCCCCCUACAAAGGAGUGUAGUGGUUGUGAGUUUUGGCAUAUCGUCAACUGAGAAUGCAGCCGCCAGGAACAUUUCAGCAGUGCCACUUUUUGUUGUUGUUGACAUCGGUUCCUCGUUAUUCGCGAGGGUUACGUUCGGGAGACACGUGAAUAGCAUAAUUCGCGGAAAAUAAUAUUGGCCUGUGAAAAUCUAUAUUUUUUCAUGAAUCGCCUUAAAUAAAUAUAUAAGUAAACUCCUAAACAUUAUGCCCGACAAAAAUUGGUUAUAAUAAACGAAGUAAGGUAAAUACAAUUUUCACAUUAAAGUAUUUAAUAAGUUAAUACAUUGACCGUAGUUUAUGAUGCUGCUGCAUAGUAGCACGGUUUACUGUGUUUCACAUACCGUUUAAAUUUAUUCUUCAAUAUUUUUUUUCUAACAUGCGUCCAUGUGGAGCGAAUGCGAUCGGCAGCGGUUUCGUCCGGGUUCAUAGCGCCUCUUUAUGGUCGCGCAUUUCGCCGUUUCGAGAACGCACGCAGGUCCACGACAUCGUGCAAACAAACUAUCGAUGAAAGGCAGUGGGGCCUGUCAGCAUACGGCGUUGAUGGGCGGCGAUUAGGAAUAAUGAUGGAGCGAGGAUGGAUUAUUGCAUCGCAGGAAUCGUGUGAGGUGGUGACGGCGGCAGCUUUGGGAGGCCUUCAUCCAGCAGUGGAUUGGCUGAUCACGGCUGAUCAUGAUGAUGGUGGCGAGAUAUUUGUUUUGAGUCACCAGUAAAACAAAAACUCUCCACCGGUGUAUACCGGACUGCAGCGUAAAAUGCACCCGGUGCAAAAGUGUUGUGGAGGGGGUGGGGAAGAAACACAAAGAGCUUUGUGGAAUAAUUUUGCUCUCUCUUUGGCAUAAAAGGCUCCGAAACCCCCCCCCCCAAACCCCCAUGUGUUCCGUGAGAAGAAUAACGGUUCGUUUAAACACGGAGAGCUCAUCAAACAGCGGCGCAUGCCCACUCAUCCAUGCACCAAUUGUAAUAUUCAAUCAGCUGUUCACAAAGCUUGCUUGAUUCAGUCCCCAGGACACUUUACCAGCAUUGUGCCUGCACGUAAUCCUCUUAUUCUUGAGGAAAAACUAAAUGAAAUACUGUCAAUAAAGUGAAACAACAGGUGUGCAUUCUGUUAUCCAUUGAAGUGCAUGAAAGUGAGACUUUUUUUUAAAGGUGUGCCGCGUAAUUUACUCCCCGGACGUGUUCGUGUAAAGAUUGCAAGUUUUCCGGUAAUUACCAUUUAUCAAUUUUACUGGUGUCCUCUGCAAAACGUAAGUGGCUUUGACGGCGGCGUGAUGAUAAAAAAACACUUGAAUUCCUUCUCAUUCCUCGUGCGUGUCGGCCGAGACGUUAGCCGCUGUCGCCUUUGGCCGUACGAUCUCUGACUGCGGUGGAUGAAACGUGCGACGAACUGCAAGCCGUUUUUGUCCACCUCUCUGUAAAGUGUUUACCGGAUGGUCACAAUCAAUUUAGGCAUCCCCAUCUGGUGGCUGCUUAUAUAUGCAGUGGCGCAGCAGGGAAGCAUUAUGCAUGUGGAUGUUGGUGUCGUUUCGGUCGAGUUUCUCCGCUGUGUGGCCUCGACUCAGCUGUAGGUCGGGGGAUGCCGUACUAGCUGUGGGUUAGUUUUGGAUUUCCUUUAAAAGAUGCAAACUGCCAAACAAAUGUCCUCUUGCCUUGUACAAAUGCACCCAGGCACUCUGCCGCAUGCCCACAUGGCAAUCGUUUUUUUUGUUUUGUGCGCUUCAGCAACAUUACUGCAGUGAUAUAUUCCAAGUACAGAUAUAAUGCUUCGGACUUUUUCUUUGGUUAAGCCUGGCUCUUUGCUUGCCUAAACAAAUGCUGCUUAAUGAUAUUGGUCUUGGAAGCCAAUAGAGUGAUGGACAAACACAAUUUAUUCAUGUGGUGGCACGGAAUGGCGUUCUGACUGUUUAUCUUCUACAAACUUUAAUUGUUUUUAUUCCUAUGAGCUGAUUGUUUUUUCUUUUUUUGGAAUUUAAUCUUCCAUGAAGCAAAACAGUUAGUGUUUAACGUAGACCAUAGCGUUUCUGGGGGAAAAAAAACCCAUACCGGAUGUAUAAUAUUAAACGAUAUCCAAAAGUGCUAUGGUAUUGAGUAGACACAUUGAUCUGGGUCAAAACUGCUGUCAAGCAAUACUUGGCAUAUGAUCAAUGGUGUUCAAUCUGUGUACAUUACACGCGUAAUAUGGUGGGUUGGCGCGCCUAUCGCUGGGCUGGUUUGUAUAGCAUUGUUUAUUCAAGAUCCUAUAGUUAGCCAUUAUCUUCAGCUUAAAAUCCCAGUAGCAAAUGAGCUGAAUAUUAAAAGUGGAUAUUUUGUUUUUUCACAGGCUAUUGUGAACUCGUGUCCUCAAUUGGAGAAUUAUUCACAAAAGGUCAAAAUAAAUUAUUAAUAGCUGUCCUUUCUAAGGCUAUCCAAAAACACCCUUGUAAAUGAGAUGAUUAAUAUCAUUAGGUUCCUACGUGUUUAAAUAAAGAACAUCAAUUAAUCAUAUAUGCCAUACUCAUAACCUACACCGCACUGCGUGUGUAUGCAUGUAUACUCGUGCAGAAUUAUAGGUAUACACACAAAACACACGCAGGGACUUGCAGAGUGUGUCGUUGUACUUGGACUUAUAAACAAAUUAUAUUUUACAUAUGUAAAAACACUAGCGUCUGUAAAUCUUAACGAUAUUCUUCAAGGGCUAUAAAUAUGACAAUUUGCACAAGUAUAAUUAAGUCUGCUUUUAAUUUGAAAAAUUCAAACGCAAAAUAUAUCUUUUUAAAAUUGGGCACCCAAAUAUUUAUAACCCGGAGCCUUGAAUGGUUUAAUUUGUAGGAUGGGAUCAGCUUGAAGUUCUAAUUGCUUCCAGUAUUGUGCUAACUGCUUUAAAAAAUAUGAUUCUCAUGAUGAGCGACCAAAGUAAUUAUUGGUGUGAAAGCAAAGUCGAUGGAAGGCAGACUGUACAUGUCCAGUCCUUGGUCAAUCCACUGCUGGAUGAGGGCUUUCCCAUGCUGGUUGUGGGGGUUUAUUUGUUCAUACUUCACUACACCGAUCAGGGGUAAGUUUGUGGCGGCAGGAAGCGCAGUCGCAGGACUGCAGAGGGACAGCACAACAAUGGAUAAUGCAGCUCUUCCCGGUUACUGUGCUAUCAAAAUAUAAAGAAGGCACGAUGAAAGGUGAGUGAAAGUGAAACCGCAGCGCUCACAAUUGCCAGUGGCGGCGUACGGUGCGAAAGAAGUUCAACAUACAGUGUCCAAGAAACUCACCGUCGUUCUUUCUUUUGGCCACUCCACCUCUGUGUCCACCACCAUCACAGUGUGCCCUCCACUCCAUCUUCCACUUAUAGCCAGGUGUGGUGGCGCAUGCUCAUAGUCCAGCAGGCUAUAUUUGUGAAACGUAGCGCCUUCUUUCACGAUAGCAUUUCCGUUGUUAAAAAAAUGGCACGAAUGCCAAAUGUACAAUUUUUUUAAUCAUGAUUGUUAAUAACGUCCUCGCGCGUCCCAUUCGUUGUUGCGCCAGCGUCGUUUCGUUUACCCGUCAUGUGGGAUGCCAACGCAUCGGGCACCGUUGCAUUCCUUUCACGACGGGACUGGCGGUACAUUAUUGGCUGGGGAGUAUCUCGGGCGCUGUUUUUUUUGUGUGUGACGCCCUGCUGCGCCAGGUGCGACGUGUUCACCUCCCGUGGCUCAGCCCGCUCGAGCAGAUUUUUGUUUGCGCCGCUUUAGCCAUCGCCUUGAUGGGCACACGUCCAUUCAAACCUUCGACACCUCCGACACCUCCCCUCCCGUGCCCAAUUUCCCCUGCUCGAAGCAUCCCCGAUCACCUUAGCCCAUCGAAAAGCGUUUGCGCACGGGGAACAAAUCAAUCGAUUGUUUUGCAGUCGGAGAGACAUUGGCUGGCAAGUUGUAUGUGUCACUCUGCUUCCUUUGCCCGUCCCUCUUGCCUGUGCCUGCUCAGCCCCGUCAGUGCCAAUACUAAUUGGUACAUUCUGGCAUGCGACACUCACUGGUGAUCUGCGUGCUGGGAGCAAGAAAAUGAGUUGCAUGUUAUGGGAAUUCUGGACGGUGGUGGCUGGAGUUGGGUUUUAAAAUACGAAUUAAUGGUGAACUCAUCAACUGGAAAUCAAUGGGAAAAAAAAUCUAUCUGUUUUAUAAUAAAAUAACGUGAACGUAAAAUAGGUUACACGAAUAUAUUUUUUAUUCGUGCGAUGACGUGUUUCUGCGCUUGGGUUUUUUGCGACCGAGAUCGUCCGAGCUCUAAACUCCGCCCACCCCCUCCAGUCGAAUGGUCGCGUCCACAUCCUCAAACAGAUCGGGCUUCUGCUGUAUUCGUGUCAGUAGAAAAGUAUACGCCGGUGUAUAACGACGCAUCAUUAACGCCUCUCCAAAUAGGGGUGCGGAGCUUUUGAGUUUUUUUUUAGUUGAACAUUAAUAUAAAAUACGUAUUAAUGUUUUGUUUUCCAACAAAGUUGCCCAGUGGUCCGUGCUGGUCUGUACCAGUGGUAGGUCGCAGUUCCCACGUGCAGUGAAGCCCACUGCUGCAGGCGGCUCUGACGUUAGGCAGUGGGACCGGGGGGGGGUGCUAACGACACUGCCGACUCCCAGGUGCCGACCGUGCAAACAGAGAAAAGCGAUGCGCAGGCCGGCGUGCGGAAAAGUUCAAGUGCAACACAGUCAAUCUCCGUCCCGCUCUGAGCAGCAAUUGUUGGGGUCGGGUGGCAUAGCCGGCUCUCUUGUGGGGCAAAGGCGCUUCGUCCUCAAAAGAUUUGACUCGUCAACGGAGACAAUAGGCAGGGCAAGUGGUGGCACCCCCAACUGCUCCCCGACCCUGGGCCGGCGCUCCCUGCCCGAGUCCCGGCCCCCAACUCCGCAGCUAUCCGAGCCGCGCCCUCCGACCCCGCAGCACCCCGCUGACCUGCGACCCCCAACCCCGCAGUUUGACCUGCGACCCCCAACCCCGCAGGCUGACUGCCGACCGCCGAGUCCCCAGCCCUCCCCUCGCGACCUAAGGGGCGGCGAGGGGCGGCCGGGGACCCCGCGACCCACCGAGGCGGCGGCGGCCGACGGGAGCGGCAUGGUGGAGAAGGGCUCGGAGGCGGCGGCCUGCAUCGCGGACCGCUCUCCCACGGGCAGCACGGCCGGAGUGGCCGCUGUCGCCGCCAUCGCCGCCGCCGCGGCCGCCGCGGCCGCCGCGGCUUCGGCCUCGUCGACAGCCUCGCCCGGCGGCAGCGACGGGCCCGGCGCCAGGCUCAGCUCCACCUCGUCCGGCUCGUCGCGCAGCGGCAAGGGUAGCAAGAAAAGUCAGAGCUGGUACAAUCAGGUGUUAAGUCCAACGUACAAGCAGCGGAACGAGGAUUUCAGAAAACUCUUCAAGCAGCUGCCCGAGUCCGAGCGUCUCAUCGUAGACUACUCCUGUGCACUGCAGAGGGACAUCCUGUUACAAGGCCGCCUCUACCUCUCUGAGAACUGGAUCUGCUUUUACAGCAACAUCUUCCGCUGGGAGACACUGCUGACGAUACGCCUGAAGGAAAUCACAGCCAUGACUAAAGAGAAAACAGCAAGGCUAAUACCCAACGCCAUCCAGAUAUGCACCGAGAAUGACAAGCAUUUUUUCACAUCACUGGGUGCACGGGACCGCACUUUCAUGAUGAUGUUUCGACUGUGGCAGAACGCUCUGCUGGACAAGCCGCUCUGCCCGAAGGAGCUGUGGCAGUUUGUGCACCAGUGCUACGGCAACGAGCUGGGCCUAACGAGCGAGGACGAGGACUACGUCCCUCCGGAUGAUGACAUCGCCACCAUGGGGAGACUGUGCAGCUUCGUGGAGGAGCUGGUCGGGGAGGACCCGGACCUCAACGACUCCUCAAAAGCCACCAACGACUCUCGCUCCAACCCCAGCCCCCGGCUCUACCACAAGUACAACUCCUUCGACACCCUCGCGAACGGGGACGGGGACGACCUGGGCUCGGGCGACGGGCAUUCGGAGCGGGGUUUGGGCGGCGGCGACGUGCCGAUGCCCCAGACGCCGUCGCCGCCGUCGCUCGACAUGAACACCAACGAGGGUAUCCCCACGGAGCUCAGCGACUCCUCGGAGACGUCCGACGAGCACGCGCCGUGCGAGGUGGACUGCGGCAUGGGGGACUUGUCGGGCCGCGUCGUCGUGAACGCCGUCUUCCACCUGGGCGCCGACAAGCUCUUCGACCUGCUCUUUCACGACCCCGAGUUUGGCCGCAACUUUGCCGAGUCUCGCAAGCUGCUGGAUUUCUGCGUGCAGCCGUGGAGGAAAGAGGCCACGGGUCACAUGACGCGAGUGCUCACCUACGGCGUGGCGAUGUCCAACCCGCUCGCGCCAAAGUCGGCCAACGGAACGGAAACACAGACUCUGUACAAGAACAGCCGGGAGGGCGAGUGCUACGUGGUCGACGCCGAGAUCUUCACGCACGACAUCCCCUACCAGGACUACUUCCACACGGCCCACCGCUACUGCAUCCUGCGCAUCACCAAACACAAGUGCCGACUUCGGGUAUCUUCAGAGAUUCGCUACCGUAAGCAGCCCUGGGGUCUUGUGAAGACCUUCAUCGAAAGGAACACGUGGAAUGGCAUCGACGAUUAUUUCCGGCAUCUCGAGUCGGAGGUGGGCCGCGCGGAGAAGCUGCUGCUGGCCGUCGAGACGGACAAACCACUGGGGCUGCGGCGGCGCAAGCGCCUGCUGCACCGCGUCGGGGUGGCGGCCGCAUCGGCCGCGUCGCCCGUCACCACGCCGACGGACGAGGACAUCGUGGACCCUCGCCGCAUCGUGCCGGGGCCACGCGCCUCCACCGGCUCCAACACUUGCCGGGUUCUCUACGACGACAGUCGGCAGAGGCGGGACGCCGGGAGCUCACCGCUGUCCCGCGUGCUGCUGCUCAUGGCGUUUGUGAGUUUCUUAAGCCUCCUGGUGCUGCUGUGCCUCAACGGAGUCCUCUUCUACAAACUCUGGGCCCUCGAGACGACAACGCAAAACCUCCAGCUCUUGCAGAGCCUCAGGAGGAGUAGCAGGGCGCACGUGCCGCAGUCGGAGCGCGAGUGGGCGCGGGUCAUCGAGCAGCAGCAACGCGCUCACGAGGCUCAGCUCGGCAAGUGGAGGGAGGCUCUCAAGCUCACGCUGUCGCACAUCGACCAGCUUCGUGAGUCUCUGGCGAGGCUGCACCGCGGCGUUCACUCUCCGGACUCUUCCACUCCGUGGCGGGGAGGGGAUGAAGGUUCCUGAAGGCACCUGAAAUUUACAAACAACAAGAAUGUUAAAAAAAAACAUGCUGAAGGAAAAUGAAGAAAAAAAACACAAACUGCUCUUCCUGUGAAGAAAACAUGGAACAUGUGCAAUUUACAUUUUACUGUAAUCCAAGUUUGGAAGUGAGGGAAGCGGCCAAUUGGAAGUUAUUGAAGAUCGCUGCCUCCCACCAGGGCGUCUCUUUGUAUCCAUUCAGCCAGGCAACACGCGGUGGUAACCGGAGGAGAGAGGUGGGAAACUUGAAUGUAUAAACAAAAAGCAAGGACAUUUUCUUUUCUUUUUAAACACGAGUGAACCUGUUGUAUAGUUGUUUGACAAACGGUAUAUUUUUAAGGGGUUUCUUUUUUUAAAGCCCAAAUCUGUCCCGUUUUAAUUUCCCUAUUUUCCAGACUCUCUUUCUUUGAGAAUGGUUCCUCAGCAAGGAACACAGACACUUUUGUCGAUCAUGGGAAGGUUCAUGGAAAAAAAAAUACAUUGAAAGGGGACGUACUUAUUAUCAAUAUCAUUGAUUGCGACGUCAUAGAUUUGUUAAAGGUGUCUUCAACGCCUUUCACGUCGAAUGUUUCCUGUGAAACCAUUAACGAGUGGCGCUAAAGAUAAGGACAGGAUGCGUAGCCCCGUAGCUUAGAUCGUAGGCUCGCACACAAACCUGCCUCACAUCUGUGGAACU
Molecule: messenger RNA, 9073 nt
Organism: Petromyzon marinus (sea lamprey)
Lineage: Eukaryota; Metazoa; Chordata; Hyperoartia; Petromyzontiformes; Petromyzontidae
Source: RefSeq, a predicted model, not a curated record